AUGCAAUCAAAUUUAUCACCACUGAAUAAUAUCAACUUAACAACAUUGUAUAGCAAUAUGGGUUUUGCAAAUUCAGCUAAUAAAAAUUGUCAAGAAGCAAUCUCAUGUUUCAAAAUUGUACUUGACUUACAAUCAACAUACUUACUACCUAAUGAUCCAAAUAUUAUCCGUACAUGUAACAACAUUGGUACUAUUUAUCGUCAACUUGAUGAUUAUGAUGCUGCAUUAGAGACUUUUACACAAGUAACUGAAAUAGAAAGAAAAUCUUUACCGAUGAAUUCUUUUGAAUAUACAAAAACAUUAAAUAAUAUUGAAUUUAUAUACUGUCACAAAGAAAAAUUAACAAAUGCAUUACAUAAUUUUGAAAAAGCAUUAGAGAUUCAAUUGACAUUCACUAACAUACAACCGGAAGAAAUAGCUGUUACAUACAAUAAUAUUGCAAGUAUUUAUCUAAGACAAAAUAAAUAUGAUUUGAUAUUUGUCAAUGCUAAAAAAAUUCUUGAACAUUGUCCGAGAGUUCAUAAAUUACUUGAGGGUAAUACAAUUUUUGGUUUUAAACGACUUAUUGGUCGUAAAUUUGACGAUGCAACUGUACAAGCUGAUAUGAAACAUUGGCCGUUUAAAGUAAUUAAUGAUAUUGGUAAACCAAAGAUUCAAGUUGAAUAUAAAAAUCAAAUAAAAUUAUUCACACCCGAAGAACUAUCUUCAAUGAUAUUAGCAAACAUGAAGGACAUAGCGGAAAUUUAUCUUGAUGCUGGUGCUAUUGCUGGUCUUACUGUAUUAUGCAUUAUGAAUGAAUCGACAACGACUGCUAUCGCUUAUGGUUUAGUUAACAAAAUUUCAGCUGAAAGAAAUGUAUUGGUUUUUGAUUUGGGCAGUAGCAAUGUUAAUAUAACAGUUUUGAAAAUUGAAGAAGGUGAUUUUAAAGCUACUACACAUUUAGGUGGGGACGAUUUUGUUAAUCGAAUGGCUGAAUACUUUGUUCGAGAUUUUAAACGUAAAUAUAAUAAAGAUUUACAAGAUAGCAAACGUGGUCUUCGACAACUACGUAAUGCUUGUGAAUUUGCUAAACUUACUUUAUCAUCAUCAUGUCAAGCAUCAAUUGAAAUCGAUUCAUUACAUGAAGAUAUUGAUUUUUAUUGGACAAUAACUCGUGAAUGUUGUGAAGAACUUAAUGCUGAUUUAUUUCGUUCAACAAUCGAACCUAUUGAAAAAGCUUUACGUGAUGCUAAAAUUGAUAAAGCAAGUGUUCAUGAAAUUGUUCUUGUUGGCGGUUCAACACGUAUACCAAAAGUACAACAAAUUUUACAAGAUUUCUUUAAUGGUAAACAAUUAAAUAGAUCAAUGGAACUAGAUGAAGCUGUUGCUUAUGGUGCUGCUGUUUUAUCCGGUGAUAAAUCAGAAGAAGUUAAAGAUUUAUUACUAAUGGACGUUGUACCACAUUCAUUGGCAAGCAAAAUUUAA
Molecule: messenger RNA, 1464 nt
Organism: Rotaria sp. Silwood2
Lineage: Eukaryota; Metazoa; Rotifera; Eurotatoria; Philodinida; Philodinidae
Source: the annotation of a GenBank genome assembly